Messenger RNA from Papilio polytes (common Mormon), 915 nucleotides. Its product is annotated as trypsin 3A1-like. The transcript has 6 exons. The coding region runs from base 1 to 915 and encodes 304 amino acids. Gene Ontology annotation, molecular function: serine-type endopeptidase activity. Lineage: Eukaryota; Metazoa; Arthropoda; Insecta; Lepidoptera; Papilionidae. Gene Ontology annotation, biological process: proteolysis. The record is from RefSeq and is a predicted model, not a curated record.
AUGUAUGGUGUAAUGGAACACAUUCAGUUCGGUGGAUUCGCGAGUCUAACAGAAUAUAGAGGUCUGUUAACAUCAGACUGCACUAAAGCGUACUUCCGCAUGUACGUGACACGGCGCGUGCCGCCCAGGAAUUACUUCUACGUUCACGAAACACUUGACCGCGAACAAUUGAUCGGAGAAAACACACCGAACUCAAAUAACACAGACGUAGAUUCUGACAAAAUGCAGGUAAAGUUCCGCAUAGUGGGUGGUAAGAUAGUGUCCAUUACGGAGGUGCCGUACCAAGUCCUCUACGGACGGUACUGCGGGGGCAGUCUGAUCGCGCCGCAAUGGGUCAUCACAGCAGCACAUUGUAAGGACAGAGAAACAUUCAUCUUGGCGGGGUCGACGCAGCGCAGCCGCGCGCAGAAGUACCGCAUCUGUGCACAUUUCAUCCACCCGCUGUGGAACUCGACAGCAGGUAUCAGCCAUGACUACGACUAUCAGCUGGUGCUGUUGGAGACACCAGUGCCGGUGACCCCCAGCUCGCGGCCUAUCGCUAUCGGCGGCCUUGAAGACAUCCGCCCUGGGAAUAUGCUCGCCAUCAGCGGCUGGGGACAUCUACAGUUUAAGAAAAGCCGUAUGCAAGAUUUAGUGCGUCGCGUGUACGUGCCGGUGAUGGACGACGAGGAAUGCCGCGCGCUGCCACACGGCUACUUCCAGAAUAUUACUUCGCGCAUGUUCUGCGCCGGAUACCUCGAUGGUGCCAAGGACUCCUGUCAGGGGGAUUCCGGCGGGCCCGCUGUAAUCAAUGGUAAGCUGGUUGGCAUCGUGUCGUUCGGUGUGAGCUGUGCGGCGCCGCGCCAGCCCGGCGUCUACAGCAAGGUGCCUGUUGUUCGAGACUGGAUACGCGCAGUCACAGCACUACCGCUUUGA